Molecule: messenger RNA, 6207 nt
Organism: Anguilla anguilla (European eel)
Lineage: Eukaryota; Metazoa; Chordata; Actinopteri; Anguilliformes; Anguillidae
Product: kinase D-interacting substrate of 220 kDa B-like
Exons: 30
Coding region: 157-5244 (1695 amino acids)
Molecular function (GO): protein binding
Source: RefSeq, a predicted model, not a curated record
GGAGAGGCAAUGAAACUGAACCUGCCCCCGUUUGCGUUCAAAAUGGCAGUUUUCAAAGUGACAGGGUGGCCUUAAACAGUGGGAAUAAAAUAAUCCGCUAACACAACAGCUGGCAAAACGUAUCGACACCAGGAGUUUAUUUAUUAUUAGAAAGACAUGGAUACCACCACGUCUCUAAAGAUGUCCACUCUGGCCACCCAGAGCCUCUUCAGCGCGGUAGAGGAGGAAGACAUGGCGGCCAUCAGGGCCCACUUGGACAAGUUCAAGGAGGUGGACGGACGCAGCGAAAGCGGGCAGACAGCGCUGAUGUUGGCCGCAGAGCAGGGAAGCUUGGAGAUCGUCCAGGAGCUAAUCAGGAGGGGAGCCAACAUCAACCUGGAUGAUGUUGACUGCUGGACGGCGCUGAUCUCAGCCGCCAGGGAGGGCCACGUCGAGGUAGUGACGGAGCUGCUUGCCAACAAUGCCAACCUGGAGCACCGGGAUAUGGGGGGUUGGAGCGCCCUCAUGUGGGCAGCCUACAAGGGACGUACUGAAGUGGCCAGACUACUGUUGGAAAAGGGAGCUAAUCCCAACAUCACUGGGCAGUACAGCGUCUACCCCAUUAUUUGGGCGGCAGGACGAGGUCACGCGGAGAUCGUCCGCCUUCUGCUCCAGUACGGAGGCAAAGUCAACUGUUCCGACAAGUAUGGCACCACACCCCUGAUCUGGGCAUCCAGGAAGGGCCACUAUGACUGCGUGAUGCACCUGCUGGACAACGGGGCCGAUGUGGACCAGGAGGGUGCGAACUCCAUGACGGCUCUGAUCGUGGCCGUGAGGGGUGGAUACGCUGAAGUGGUCAGAGAGCUCCUGCAGAGGAACCCCAACGUCAACAUGACGGACAAGGACGGCAACACGGCCCUGAUGUUCGCCGCCAAAGAGGGCCACACCGAGAUCGUCCAGGACCUGCUGGAUGCCGGAACCUACGUGAACAUUCCCGACAGGAGCGGGGACACGGUGCUGAUCGGAGCCGUGAGGGGAGGCCACGUGGAGAUCGUCAGAGCCCUGCUGAACAAAUACGCAGACAUUGACAUCAGAGGUCAGGACAGUAAGACUGCUCUCUACUGGGCAGUGGAGAAAGUGAAUGCCACCAUGGUGAGAGAUAUACUGCAGUGUAACCCUGACACUGAGACCUGCACCAAGGAUGAAGAGACCCCUCUGAUCAAAGCCACAAAGAUGAGGAACAUCGAGAUUGUGGAGCUCCUGCUGGACAAAGCGGCCAAGGUGUCUGCCGUGGACAAGAAAGGAGACACCGCGCUCCACAUCGCCAUCCGGGGCCGGAGCCGCAGGCUGGCCGAGCUCCUGCUGAGGAACCCCAAAGACGGCCGCCUGCUCUACCGCCCCAACAAGGCCGGGGAGACGCCCUACAACAUCGACUGCACCCACCAGAAGAGCAUCCUCACCCAGAUCUUCGGAGCCAAGCACCUGUCGCCCACGGAGUCGGACGGGGACAUGCUGGGGUACGACCUGUACAGCAGCGCGCUGGCGGACAUCUUGAGCGAGCCCACCAUGCAGCCGCCCAUCUGCGUGGGCCUGUACGCCCAGUGGGGCAGCGGCAAGUCCUUCCUGCUCAAGAAGCUGGAGGAUGAGAUGAAGACGUUCGCGGGGCAGCAGGUGAAGCCGCUGUUCCAGUUCUCCUGGCUGGUGGUGGUCCUCACGCUGCUGCUCUGCGGCUCGGUGGCGCUCAUCCUGGGGUUCACCAUCGACCCCCGCUUGGCCAUCGCCGUGUCCCUCAGCCUCCUCGCCCUGCUCUACAUCUUCUUCGUGGUGGUGUACUUUGGUGGGCGGCGGGAGGGGGAGAGUUGGAAUUGGGCGUGGGUUCUCAGCACCCAUGUGGCACGGCACAUUGGUUACCUGGAGCUGCUGCUCAAACUGAUGUUCGUCAACCCUCCAGAACUCCCCGAGCAGACCACCCGCGCGCUACCAGUCAGGUUCCUCUUCACUGAUUAUAACCGGCUGUCCAGCGUGGGCGGGGAGACCUCCAUGGCGGAGAUGAUCGCCACCCUCUCGGAUGCCUGUGAGAGGGAGUUUGGCUUCCUGGCCACCAGGCUGUUCAGGGUCUUCAAGACGGACGAGACACAAGGGAAGAAGUGGAAGAAGACGUGCUGUGUCCCGUCCUUCGUCAUCUUCGUCUUUAUCCUGGGGUGCUUGAUCACGGGGUUAGCCCUGCUGGCGGUCUUCAAGGUGGACCGCGAGAACCUGACCGUGAACGCGGUCCUCAUCAGCGUGGCGAGCGCGGUUGGCUUGGCACUGGUGCUGAACUUCCGCACGUGGUGGCAGGUGCUGGACUCGGUGCUCAACUCGCAGAGGAAGCGUCUCCACGGCGCCGCAAACCGGAUGCACAAGCUGAAGAGCGAGGGGUUCAUGAAGGUGCUGAAGUGUGAGGUGGAGCUGAUGGCCAAGAUGGCGAAGACCAUCGAUUGCUUUACCCAGAACCAGACUCGCCUGGUGGUCAUCAUCGAUGGGCUAGACUCCUGCGAGCAAGACAAAGUGCUGCAGAUGCUGGACACGGUGAGGGUGCUGUUCUCCAAGGGCCCCUUCAUCUCCAUCUUCGCGAGCGACCCCCACAUCAUCAUCAAGGCCAUCAACCAGAACCUGAACAGCGUGCUGCGCGACUCCAACAUCAACGGGCACGACUACAUGCGCAACAUCGUCCACCUGCCCGUCUUCCUCAACAGCCGGGGCCUGAGCACCUCCAAGAGGCUGUGCAUGGCCUCGCCCACCAACGGAGACCUCGGACCCGACGGCUACCACGAGGACGUGGACCGAAAGAGCAGCCUCGGGGAUCAGGCCAAGCAGGGGAGCAAGACAGCGCUCAACCGCAGGGACACCUACCGGAGAAGACAGAUGCAGAGAACCAUCACGCGCCAGAUGUCCUUCGAUCUGACCAAGCUGCUGGUCACGGAGGACUGGUUCAGCGACAUCAGCCCCCAGACCAUGAGGAGACUGCUCAACAUUGUGUCCGUCACAGGUCGCUUGCUGAGAGCCAAUCAGAUCAUGUUUAACUGGGACCGCCUGGCGUCCUGGAUCAACCUGACGGAGGAGUGGCCGUACCGGACGUCCUGGCUCAUUCUCUACAUGGAGGAGACGGACGGAGUCUCCGACCAGGCCACGCUCAGGAGCAUCUACGAGAGGAUUUCAAAAAACAUUCCAACGACUAAAGACGUGGAGCCCUUGCUUGAGAUCGAUGGGGACAUCCGCAGCUUUGAGGUGUUCCUCUCUUCGAGGACCCCCGUCCUCACCGCGCACGACGUCGAGACCUUCCUGCCCUGCACCGUCAACCUGGACCCCAAGCUCAGGGAGAUAAUUGCAGAUGUGCGUGCCGCCCGGGACCAGAUGCAAAUCGGAGGCGUGACCUAUCCCACGCUGCCCCUGCAGGACGCCCCACCUCGAGCCACCUCGGUCUUCAGUCAGAUGUCUACCGCCUGCUCCCCCUCCAGUUCCUUCGCAGGUCAUUUCCCACCCCAGGGGGGGGCGCCCCACAGUAGCUACUACAGCGGUAUGACGGGACCCCAGCACCCCUUCUACAACAGGCCGUACUUCCCACAUCAUGUCUAUCAUGUGCCAAGGUAUUAUGCUGGCACUACCCAUCAUCCUCCACCCCGCCCUUCCAUUAAAACCACAUUUCCCAGGGAUCCCAGCAGUGGACUUGAUGUUAUUGCAGAAGAUGCCAAUGAGGGUGUCCCCACCCCCUCUGCCUCUCCCAUGGUAACCCCUCCCAAACACCCAUCCCUCUGUGGUUCUGGUACUGGACAGGGCUUGGUACCGCUGAGCUCCAUGACUACAGACGCCGUGUGUGAGCAGCUCCUGCAGAUCAGAGGCCUGGACCAGAGCAUGCUGGAGCAGUACACCAGCACCAUCAAGAAGGCCAAUGUGAACGGCAGAGUCCUGUCCCAGUGCGACCUCCUCGAGCUCAAGAAAGAGAUGGACAUGAAUUUUGGGGACUGGCAGCUCUUCAAAGGAAUUGUGGUGGAGCUGCGACACAUGGAGACCCAAGCUCUGCAGGAGGACCCCCUUGGGGGGGCAGGCGAGCAGGUCAGUGGCAGUGGGGCAGGACACGGGGAGAGAGCGCCGCGUCAAGGCGUCGCCCAUGAAGGCCGGUCCAAUCGGGACAGCUCCCUCUCCUACAGCCUCAACCUGAGCUUCGAGGAGCUGUCCGGUGCAGGCCUGGACGAGACUCACAGGCCCAAUCACACCGCCUGGAUGGCCAGCACACACCGAGCCGGCAGCACGUCCAGCCUCAACUCCCAGGAGUCGUCCACUGACGCGGGCAAGCUGACGGAGCUGACGGACAGGCAGCAGGCCGAGUACCACGACGCCUACAGAGAGUACAUCACCCACAUCGCCCAGCUGGAGGCGGCGGGCGGGGCCGGGGAGAGACCCGCCCACCUCCCGGCCCCGCCGGGCGAGGGCAAGGGCAGGGACGGCGACCUCGCCGACGGCCGCAAGGCGUUCCCCAAGAGGGCCGGGAAGCCGUCGGACGCGGCGGACGCGCCCUCCCCCGCGGCCGCCGACGCGUCCCUGCUCGACCCGAUCUCGGAGGAGGACGAGAGGCCCGGCCACGCCUCCGCCCGCUCCCUGCUGGGCCUGGCCCGGGCCGCCGAGAGGGCGGGGCCCAAACCGCGCUACCACAAGCUGCCCAGCGAGGACGAGGAGUCCGGGGCGGAGGAGUCCGACAGGGCCCCGCUGCUGGGGGCGGGGAGGGGCUCGGCAGCCGAGGGGGACGACCUCCUCCGCAAGAAGGACUCGUCCGACUCCGGGAUGAGGUCCGACGAAAGCUCGCCCGACCCCUCGGCGCGGGGCGAGGAGGAGGAGGGGGCGGAGCCGCUGAUCGAGCUGAACGGGGACGGCCCCGCCCGGAUGAGGGCGCGGCCGCCCCGCAGCCUCAGCGGCCUGCCGGACCCCGCCGUCGCCCGCAUGUCCAUCUGCUCGGAGGCGCCCUCCGAGGGGAGCCUGCUGGCCAGCAGCCCCGAGGAGAGCUGGCCUCCGCCCCGCGGCUACAACCUCAACCGCACCGCCAGCAACACCACCCUCAACAACAACACCACCACCAACGCGUCCACCGAGGGAACCCCGCUCAUCAUCACCCCCGGCUCCGCCCCCACCCUGCGGAACGACAACCUGAAGAGGGAGGGCCUGACCUCUGGCACCGCCCCCGUGACCUCAGAUGCCGUCAACUAUGAGGAAGAGAGGGAGAGCAUCCUGUGAGAUCCUUUCACCUGGAGACCUGCCCCACAGUGUCUGUUAGAUGUCUUUGUGGUACAUGUUAAGAUUAAAUUGAAUUUAACCUGGAGACCUGCCCCACAGUGUCUGUUAGAUGUCUUCAUGGUACAUGGUUAAGAUUAAAUAGAAAUAAAGUAAAACUGUAAGCUUGCACUUUGUUUACAAACCAGAAAUGGAGAAUCACAAAGGAAUGCUCUGACAUUCAUUGCUGUGACUUUACUUCAGUUACUUUGCUGCUUCACUAAUCAGUUUCUUUAAAAUGUGAAACUAGAAAAUAUCAAUGUCAGGUUCAUUUAGGAUGACCUAAAAACCACGUAUAUUGAAACUAUAAUGACGUACAAAUAUGGUCAUUACAUAUCAAAUCUGGGUUUAGGAAUGGUUAAGCAUUUCAGAUAAAUAGGAGCUUAGUAGUCGUCUAUGGUGCUAGUGGAGUGAAUUGCCAGUGUAACUGGAGGGCAAACAAAUGCUGUGUUUGAAGUUAGGUGCAUGGCUAGUGUACGAUGUUGUGUGUAAAUUGUGUUUGACUGACAAGUAUAGCUUUUUACGGAUUUGUGGGUUGUUCCCUGAGCGGCAGUUGCCACACAUUGUGUCCAGGUUGCCUAGUAUUUCCGGGAUUCGUUACGACAUCCAUCAUAAAGAAAACUACUUUUCUAGUCCGUGCCAGACUGCAAUACCGUCUGUGCAGCAACUAGUUUUUCUGCGAGUCUGUGUCCUAUUUGUAAUGUAAAUCUUCGUUCCCACACCGGCAAGUUUGAGUAGAAUCCCCGCUGUCCCUCUUGCUGACUGUUCAAAAGAAUCAUAUCGAUAGAUCAAACGUGGGCAUCAGCAGAAACUUGAUGUUUGUAAGUGAGGAGUGUUGCAUGCAUUGUGCUGUGUGUUGUCUCUGGCCGAAAACUGACGUUGUAGUGCCGUAAAAAAUAAACACCCGGUCAUUUUGCUUUAUUAAAA